Odontomachus brunneus is the source of this 608-nucleotide messenger RNA. Its product is annotated as ATP-binding cassette sub-family A member 17-like. Lineage: Eukaryota; Metazoa; Arthropoda; Insecta; Hymenoptera; Formicidae. Gene Ontology annotation, biological process: lipid transport; transmembrane transport. The transcript has a single exon. The coding region runs from base 73 to 585 and encodes 170 amino acids. Gene Ontology annotation, cellular component: membrane; intracellular membrane-bounded organelle. The record is from RefSeq and is a predicted model, not a curated record. Gene Ontology annotation, molecular function: ABC-type transporter activity; lipid carrier activity.
UUGUGGCAUGUCUCGCUUAUUACGUUCUUUCAAUUAAUGAAGUAAGAACAUACUAAUAUUAAAUUAACAGAUAUGUUGAACUUCGAGAAUUUAAAAAUCGCGAACUGUCCCUGGGGAAUUCAAAGGAAAAUUUGCAUUUUGCAAAGCCUGAUUGGCGACUUGCCAAUGGUGUUGAUGGACGAACCUUCCGCUGGAAUCGAUAUAAUGACCAAGCAUGCUCUUUGCGAAAUCUUGCAGGAAAUACGGGAGAUGGGGAGAACCGUACUGGUCACUACGGACAGGUUAAUAAGUCUGAUAACAAAGAUAACAAACAUUAGAAUUAAUUUCUUAGAAAUUUCUCUUACAAAUAUUAGCAUGAGAGAAGCGGAAGCAAUGUGCCUACGCGUUGGAAUUUUGGUCAAUGGCCAGUUUACCGCAAUUGGAUCUUGCGAGGAUCUAAAGGCAAAACACGGUCGCAACUUUAUAAUGACUAUCAAAGUAAUCCCAGGCUUUCAGCUUGAAAACCUGGAGAAGAUGAAGAAAAUCAUCGAUGAGACAUUCCCGUCGAUAAAGUUCAAAGAAAGCUACUUGGUAAACAGGAUAUAAUUUCAACCAACAUUUUUUAUAGA